AAAAAAAAUUCUUAAAAAAAUGGAAGUUUUCGAAAAAUUUCAAUGUGGUUGUAAAUGCGGUUGCUGCUGCGUUUGUGGUUGUAAACAAAAUCCUCAGAUACUAUUUCCAGUAGCGUCUUAUCAACCUUACCAAACUAUCGUUCAGUCGAAUGUUGGAUAUGAAAACCAAAACUUUAGCAGUGAAAUCAGUGAAAUUGAUUUACAUGGAAUAAAUGCUCAAAUUAAUUUACAAAUAUAUAAUGAAAUAAAUCGUCAUAAUAAUCAUCAUAUGAAUAAAAAUAACGAAUGGUCAAACGAAACGAUCACGACCAACAUCAAUACAAAUUCAAAUUUUAUUGCAGAAUCAUUAAAUCAUGAUCAUCUUAAUGGCAGAGCAAAUACGAACAAAAGAAAAAAAAAAUAUAAAAAUAACUUAAAUAAUCCAAAUAAUCCAUAUUAUAACGUUCGUGCCGAAAAUAUUAAAAAAAAGCAAUUUACAUUCAACUUGUAUUGUUUACCUUAUGGGGAUUUAUCACCAAAGAUUCCAAGAAAGACUGCAGAAUUGCGUAGCGCCGGUUUAAUAAAGGGAUUAACCAUUUCCAAUGAUGAUUUAAAUGACAAAAUCAAAAAUGCGAUUGAAGAAUUAUUCCCAUGUUUGAAAGGUAAAACCUGGAGAUUCUUUCGCUGUAAGACAACAUCAGACCUUGAAGUCGCCAACGAACCAGAAAUCGGAUGGAAUGCCGGUGCAUUAAAAAUGUUGAAAAAAGCAUUAUUUCAAAUAUUAUAG
Rhizophagus irregularis DAOM 181602=DAOM 197198 is the source of this 766-nucleotide messenger RNA. The record is from RefSeq and is a predicted model, not a curated record. NCBI's taxonomy places the organism in Eukaryota, Fungi, Glomeromycota, Glomeromycetes, Glomerales, Glomeraceae.